CCGCCGCCUGGGGCCCUUUCGGACCCUCCGCCUGAGUGAGUGCAGCCGCGGUUGUGGAGCCCAACGGGCCGGCCUCGAGGAUUGGGCGAGGGCGGCGCCUUGUUAUUGUGUAGAAUGAGCCAGGGGGACUCAAACCCAGCAGCUAUUCCACAUGCAGCCGAAGAUAUUCAAGGAGAUGACCGAUGGAUGUCUCAGCACAACAGAUUUGUCCUGGACUGCAAAGACAAAGAGCCUGAUGUCCUGUUUGUGGGAGACUCCAUGGUGCAGUUGCUACAGCAGUAUGAGAUAUGGCGAGAGCUUUUUUCCCCCCUUCAUGCACUGAAUUUUGGUAUUGGUGGUGACACAACAAGGCAUGUCUUAUGGAGACUGAAGAAUGGAGAACUGGAGAAUAUUAAACCUAAGGUCAUCGUGGUCUGGGUAGGAACAAACAACCAUGAAAAUACAGCAGAGGAGGUAGCAGGUGGGAUUGAGGCUAUUGUACAGUUGAUUAACACGAGGCAGCCACAGGCCAAAGUCAUCGUACUGGGUCUUCUCCCUCGAGGUGAAAAGCCCAACCCUUUGAGACAAAAGAAUGCCAAGGUAAAUCAGCUCCUCAAAGUUUCUCUGCCCAAGCUUGCCAAUGUUCAGCUCUUGGAUACAGAUGGGGGCUUUGUGCACUCAGAUGGUGCCAUCUCCUGCCACGACAUGUUUGAUUUCCUACAUCUCACAGGAGGGGGCUAUGCAAAGAUCUGCAAACCCCUCCAUGAACUGAUCAUGCAGCUGUUGGAGGAAACGCCUGAGGAGAAGCAAACCACACUUGCCUGACUGGCUCCCAUCAGUGUUAACAGCAUCACAGCCUCAUCUGAUCAGUUAUAUCACUGGCACUACAGAAUCCUUCUCUUUCUUAAAGCACUUUCCAUUUUAGAAUGUUCCUGGAUGUUCAUAUCUAGUGUUUGAAGGGGAGGGGGGGAUUUAAACUGGUCUUGUACAUAAAAAGGUUUGAUUUAACUACAAAAAAAAAAAUAGCAAAGGAAGGUUAUUGUUUUUAAGAUAUUCUUCAGUUGAAACCAGAACGGGACUUUUUUUAGUUGAUUGUGUGACGCUCAUUGCAUCAUCAUUGUUUGUUCUCCCUAGGACCACAUCAGCCUAAGUAAUGAACAAUACCCAAAUUCCUUUGUUCUUCCUUUUCUAUGGAUUAUGUAAUAUGUAAUAAUUUAGCUUGUUAUCAGAAUCACAUUCCACUUUGCUUAAAAACAGAUGUUUUUUCCAGUUUUAAAGGUUUGUAUUUUAGGUUUCUUUAAUGUGACUCAUGUUCUGGAUUUUUUUUUAAACUGUAGCACCAAAUUGAAUAUAAUGGCAUUCAAAAAUGGGAGGUGCUAGAGGUAGUAAUGGAUGUGUUCUGUUCUCUUAAUUUCCCUCUUGUGCUUCUUUUAUAAGAUCUUAGCUGUAACCGACAGGUUUUUACCCUAAUCUUUGGAAAAUGUUGGAAGAUUUUAUUUUUUAUGCUGCUUGAAUAUCAUGUCUCUAAUGGACCCACUCUUGCAUUUUCUCUCCUCCCCUCCCCAUUUUUUGGUCCAUGUUGACAUAUGUCAUUACGAGAUUUUAACAGUUCUUUUGAUCUAAGAACUCUCUUUUCUCAUAAGUGUGAAUCCCCAGACAGCUAUUCCCAUAACAUUACUGGCAUCUCAUUCUUGUGUGGUGUUCUGUGCAUUUUGAGAUUCUGUGCAGUGCUGUCCAUGUUCCAAAUUCUGAUUUUUAAAUUUUUUUUUUAAGAAGGAUCUGUCAUUCCCUUAAAAAUCUGUUAUUUUUUUCCCUUUUGGAAAAAAAUGAGUAGUUUCCCUUUCCACAAAACCUAAAAUUAUUUAAAGCCUUAUCAGGUCUUAAGGUGUACAUUUUUGUUUAUUGAUAUUAUUUUUACAGAUGUUUUAUUCCAGCAGAAAUUGGCCUUUACAAAAGGAGAAGCAAGUGUAGCUUUGCUUUCUAGAGAAUUCUUCCUUCCUUGCUUCAUAUUCUAAUAAGAGAAUUAGGUUGGUAUAAAUCAUAGGGUUCCUUCUGAAUGUAUUUAUACAUUACUCCUCCUCCCAAGAUCUUUUCAUAAGUGGGCUUGAUAUAUUUUUCAGUUUGCCUGAGAAAAAAGGAAAGGCUUUUAAAGUGGGGGUGGGAGGGGAAGGGAAAAUAUAGCUAAGAGUUCAUUGUAUACCUAUGGGAAAUAUACAAACUGGAAUUAUAAAAAACAUAACUUUAAACUGGACUAGAUGUUUAUUGCAGUAACCAGUUAAGGUCUGACUUACUCUGUGCUGCAGUGAUUGAGAUUACUAGUAUCCAAGAUCUAACUAGGAGGACAUUCAUGUAUGGUCUGUGCUUUGCUUUUAAAGCAAGUGGCUGAUUUAGAUGUGAGCAUUAGUGUUGUGACCCACUUUUGUUUAAGCAGAAGGGAAUGAAGGGAUUUGGGCUGUUGUUCUCUCUUCCCCGCCCCCCUCCCCCAAACCUUCUGUGACUUAGAGUCUCAGUUGAAGGUUUAAAAGCUUUUGAAAACUUUUUUAAUGGUAUACAUCAUUUUCCUAUUACGUCAUGUGUUUCCUCACAAAAAACAUACAUGCUGCUCAUACAAAACUUGUUUGCUACAUUAAAAUUUCCCUUUGAUUUUGCUCAUGUUCUAAGGUUGUUCAAAAGAGGCCUUCCUUUAGUUGAGGCAUAGUUUGGGGGGUUUAGAGUUUGACUAGAGAUUACCCAGGGCUAUGUCCUGUUAUUUUCUGAAUAAGAAGAUUUCUUAUCAUCCAUAUCUCCUUUUAGGAUGUCACCUGGUGGCAGUGCAGUCCCAGUUAAUUAAAUUACCCCUUAUAGCAUGUGCACUAGUUCCUUUCCUAAGGGGUCACUUCAUUUCUUAAAACUCUGCAUUUCCUUUUCCUUCUGUAUAUGCUCCCUCUCAUAUUAGUACAUUUUAUAAUCACCAGAGCUACUGGUAAUCGUGGCAGUAAUAUGGAGUCUUACUGCCUUUUAAGCAGAAAAAGAGAAUUAUUUUGCUCCUUUGCUAACAUCCAACUAUCAAGUCCAAUUUAUUUUCUUGCCAAGUCUAUUUCAUCACCAGAAAGUCUUGUGUGCUGUUCUUUUAGCAAUGCCCUAAUUUCCUGCAGUGAUAGAACUUGAAGCCUACACUCUGAAUUCUGCUCCCUCUCGUGUGGUUCUUUUUAUAAAAAGCUCUAAUUUAUUGCUUGAGUUAAAUGUGCUGGCUGCUAAUUGUGAUAGAUUUACCCAUUGUCCAGGCAGCUGAGCAGAGGUAGUUUUACCUAUCUCCUUGCCAGUUUUCAUUCGGAAUUCUCUAACCUCACUCCUGCUAUCGUGUGUGGCCAGGCAUUCUCUUUUCUUUGCUAAGCCAGCCAGUCCCAACAUAUUUUGUCAUGGCUGCUGAGGUCAUUUAUUCAGUGUUUGGUUAUUGAAUUUCAGUGCUACCCUGCCAAGGGCGACCUGAGACAUAAGUUUUUCAUCUGACAUCCAUAAGCAGUGAGGUCUACGGCAACAUUAGGUUAUCUGUUUAAAUGUGGCUUUUCAAAAGAACCUCAAACCAAUGAAACAAACAAAACAAAAACUAGUGGGGGUCUCUGUCCUCCAUCAUGUCCUUUCAUUUAAAAAAAAAAAUCUUAACUGGCUGUGAAAACCCCAAUCCUUUCCCUUUUUUUUUAACCUAGUCGCUGUUUACAGCUGUAUGCUGAAGCCUGAAAUAUUGUCUGUACUGUGGUGUGUGUGAGCAUUGCCAAUUUUAUAUUUAUUGCAAUGAUGAAGAAAUAGAAAAGGUGUGGAAAUGAGGAGCAUGUCCAAGCUCUUAAAUAUGAAUGGAUGCAUGUGGGAGAACUGAGGUGGGGCCACCAGGGAAGAAGACUUUUUUUUUUAAGAGCUUUCCUGGCUUCUCCCUGAUGUUCCUGCUUGGGGAACACCGCUGCUAGCUGACCGGACCUCCCCAAGGGAAGUUUGUGAUUCUGCUUUGGCAAAGUUGCAUUGACUGGUAGAAAUCACUCUGUUGUAGUGCAGAUUUCAAUAUAAAUGUAAACAUUUCAUCCAACCAUA
This is a messenger RNA of Vombatus ursinus (common wombat), 4041 nucleotides long. It is a transcript of the gene PAFAH1B2, whose product is annotated as platelet activating factor acetylhydrolase 1b catalytic subunit 2. The transcript is spliced from 6 exons. The coding region runs from base 115 to 804 and encodes 229 amino acids. NCBI's taxonomy places the organism in Eukaryota, Metazoa, Chordata, Mammalia, Diprotodontia, Vombatidae. The record is from RefSeq and is a predicted model, not a curated record.